AUGACGGAAUCAUCAACAGCAUGUGAGCAGCUACGAUUAGACAAUAGUAGAAAAAUAAAAUCUAUCUAUCCUAAUGACCAGAAAUCAUCUCUGAAACGUCUAAAAUCGCAGAAAAACAAUCGUUUAACGCAAUUAUUCUUUCCUACGCGUUCACGUGUUAAACUUCAUCAAUCACAAUCAUCUACAAGUAAACAAACGAGCUUACCAUUAACUGAACAAGUCGCGAGACUAAAUCAACGAGCUGUUGAUGUGCAAACUGGUCUUCAACGGAAUAUUUCCUCAUUACAAACUCAACGAUUACCACAUCUAACUACAUUAAACCAGAAAACACGAGAUCUGGAAACGACAUCUGCUGAAUUUGAACACUCAUCAUCAAAACGUCUCAAACAAGAGCAAAGCAGAAGAAGAAAACUCUCGUAUAUGUUCAAAAUCGCUCUUCUUAUUUGUCUUACUGCGUUCUCCUUCGUAGUUGGUUAUAUGAUUGUACAGUUAAUGCGUGAUAGAGGAUUAGUAUAA
This is a messenger RNA of Adineta ricciae, 516 nucleotides long. The record is from the annotation of a GenBank genome assembly. NCBI's taxonomy places the organism in Eukaryota, Metazoa, Rotifera, Eurotatoria, Adinetida, Adinetidae.